CGCCUGGCGGCUAACGCCGACCUGCUGGUGCAUUUGAACUUCUUACUGUUUCUACAUCGGUUAGCAGAAGAAGCCAGGACAAAUGCUUUUGAGAACAAAAGUAAAAUAAUUAAACCUGAGCACACUAUAGCUGCAGCAAAGGUUAUUUUAAAGAAAAGCAGAGGCUAG
Nipponia nippon (crested ibis) is the source of this 168-nucleotide messenger RNA. It is a transcript of the gene CENPW, whose product is annotated as centromere protein W. Gene Ontology annotation, molecular function: DNA binding; protein heterodimerization activity. Gene Ontology annotation, cellular component: nucleoplasm; kinetochore. Lineage: Eukaryota; Metazoa; Chordata; Aves; Pelecaniformes; Threskiornithidae. Gene Ontology annotation, biological process: kinetochore assembly; mitotic cell cycle; chromosome segregation. The record is from RefSeq and is a predicted model, not a curated record.